Messenger RNA from Meloidogyne enterolobii, 486 nucleotides. NCBI's taxonomy places the organism in Eukaryota, Metazoa, Nematoda, Chromadorea, Rhabditida, Meloidogynidae. The record is from the annotation of a GenBank genome assembly.
AUGUCCGAUAUUAAGUUUCCAAAAAUAUUACCUGAAGUUGAGUUUAAUAUCUCAACUACAGGGAUUACUAUUUCCAGUGUACGCUAUACAACUCCACGCUUUCUUCCUUACGACCAAGGAGGGAAGUGUCGAAAAUGUAAGAGCACAGAAGUUGAAUUGGAUUUUAUUAUAGUAAAGGAAGGUGUUGUAGUCUACUGCACCCGGUUUGAGGGAAGCAGAUUUGUCCCCUUCGAUUCAUUAUACGAUUUACCGCGUCAUUGCUUCUUCAAAGUAAAAAACAAAGGCCGAGUCUUUAAUGUACCGUACAAUGAUACUACUCAGAUUCAUUGUCCAAAAACUGAACCAAUUGAACCACAAAUUCUCCCCACAAUACCCGAAGAAGUGACACAGACACCUCAAUCAUUGGAUAACCUUCCAUCAAAAGAGGAGUUGGACGAUUUCUUUCAGAGUUUAGAUGCAGCUGUUACAGGCAUACCAACAAAUUAA